Molecule: messenger RNA, 1990 nt
Organism: Rhinichthys klamathensis goyatoka
Lineage: Eukaryota; Metazoa; Chordata; Actinopteri; Cypriniformes; Leuciscidae
Gene: rnf141
Product: ring finger protein 141
Exons: 6
Coding region: 197-880 (227 amino acids)
Biological process (GO): protein autoubiquitination
Molecular function (GO): ubiquitin-protein transferase activity
Source: RefSeq, a predicted model, not a curated record
GCUUCAAGGUUCGAUGUAUUUUUUUUUUACAAUCGAGUCUGGUCGUUACGUCAUCAUUCCGCGUCAAAGGUUUUCUUGCUAUCAUCCUGCUUGUCAUCUCGAAUAUUUGCUUGGAUAAAACAAAUGUCAGCAGGGCCACACCAGCAGUGAAUGAGGUCUAGAGUUGUUACAGAGCAGACCUCCAUCUGGAGCCAGGAUGGGCCAGCAUCUUUCUGGCCAGGCAAUGACCAGACUGCCUGAGAAACUGAUCAAACAUGUGGGGCUAGUGCGUGACAGUGGCUACCUCAACUAUGACGAGUUCUUGGGUCGUGUGGCGGAGCUCAAUGAUGUAACUGCUAAACUAGCCUCUGGCCAAAAGAAACACCUUUUGUUUGAAGUGCAGCCUGGAUCUGAUUCAACUGCUUUAUGGAAGGUUGCUGUGAGAAUAGUGUGCACCAAGAUUAACAAGGAGAAUGGAAUGGUGGAGGCCUCCCGUAUUAUGAACCUGUACCAGUUUAUCCAGCUCUACAAAGACAUCACCAGUCAAGCAGCUGAAGUCUGGAGUUUAGAGGUGGCAGCAGAAGGAUCCUCAGGACCGCUGUCAUCAGAAGACACCUGCCAGGCCAGCAUGUGGAUGGGCAGGGUUAAACAGUUGACUGAUGAGGAAGAAUGCUGCAUCUGUAUGGAUGGGAAAGCAGACCUUAUUCUGCCCUGCGCACAUAGCUUCUGUCAGAAGUGUAUUGACAAGUGGAGCGGUCAGAGCCGAAACUGCCCCGUCUGCCGAAUUCAGGUGACUGCCGCUAAUGAAUCAUGGGUCAUGUCAGAUGCUCCCACGGAGGAAGAUAUAGCUGGGUACAUUCUCAAUCUUGCAGAUGAAGCCGGGCACCCACACAGACCUUAAAAUGAAGCACUGUGCCACUGUCAAACUCACUGUCUCCCCAUAACAGAUGACCUUCUUUAAAUACUUAUUUUAUUAGGGUGACUGGGUAUUUUUUGCACUAUAUAGUGUCAUUCACUGUAGGCAAUAACUGCUGAUUAUUUGACUUUUUGUUUUGGUCAUUUAUAACAUCUAGUCAAUUGACAGACUGGGAAUGCAUGUUGGUAAAUUCUAGACAACAUGUAGCUGUAAAACAUAAUUCCCUCGUUGCACUUGCCGUUUUAUCUUGUUUGUGAAGUAAUUGCACUUAAUCACGUUUGUUCUGUAAAGGCCUUGUAACACCUGAAAAAACAUCACAGUAUCAGCAUGUUCAACAGUUUAAUAGUAUUGUUGACACUAUAAUUCAGUCAAACAUGAUUUAGUAAUGUUGAUGUUGGUUUAUAAUCUAAGGUUUAACAAUAAUUACAGUGAUCCAUUUGACAUGAGAUCUUUAUCUGUGUAAGUUGGACCAAAUGCUAAUUAUAGGGCAUGACUCAGUUAUAUUACAUUCAUUACGAAAAAUAAUUGGAUCGUUCAAAUGGAUUAACAUUUGAGAAUGAACUAAUUUGCUUGUUUUCUUCUGAAGCUUAAUAGGUUGCAAAUGAAACCUUUAUUUUAUAGGGCAUCACUGACACUUUCAGUGGAGGUUGGUUACCUUUUAAUUUUAUUUUAUUUUUCAGUUUGAAAUCCUAGACUUUUCAUCUCGCACUUUUCUGUGUAUGAGAGAGACUGUGAAUUUGUGGGCUUAGGGGAGUCACUUGUAUUAUAAAAGAUAUGAUAAUGUAUAGCUCAAAUUUUCUACAUCUAUUUACAGUAUAUACAUAUAAAUUUGUGUGGCAGUUUAUGAUGAUUUAAUCCAGUUUAUCAAGAUCUACUAAUCUAGUUUAAAAAAAGUUAAUUUCUGCAAUAUUCUCACAGAUUUAUAGAGAUUGGACUGAAUGUUAAUAGUUUUAUCAGAUAAAAUAACAUUAUUAGCUGCUUCCUAGUGUUGUUUUGAUAGAGAUUUAUUUUACUUAUGGACUAAAUUGAGAUGUUUGAUGUUCUCAGUUCUGUCGUCUUGUGUAAAUCUUGAACAAUAAAGUAAAUUGAAUAUUU